UGCACACUUCCUCCUCUUCCCAUUGCCACAAAUUCUAACUGAAGCUUGCUUUUUAUACACUUUUUUUUUUUUCCAUUUUACAAUUUCUCCAUUUCUUCCCCAUUUUCACUGUCAAAUAAUAAUAAAGCAAUAAAAUAAAGUUCGAAUAAAUGCCUCUACUCCUUCCAUCCUCUCCACCAAUCCACUCCUUUCCCGCCACUCCACAGCUCGACUUCCGUUCAAAACCUCCGCCACCACGCCUCAUCACACGCUCCACCCGGCGGCUCGACGUUGAUGCUUUCACUCAGAAAUCAGGUUACCUUUUCGAGCUCACUGCCUCGGAGGCUGAGUCGUUAACAGAUUACAGCCCCUCAAGAAUCGCCGCCAUUUAUAGAAGAAAACCUCUGAUUUUGUUGCGUCGGCUUAUUCAAAUUGGUACUACUUUUGGAACAUGGUUCGGAGUUCGAUAUAUUGAUAGUCUCAUGGAACGAUCCGAUCAAAUGUUCAAGGUUAGAGCUGCUGAGCUUCGGAAAAUUUUGGUGGAACUUGGGCCGGCCUACAUCAAAAUUGCUCAAGCUAUUUCAUCUCGACCUGAUUUGAUACCGCCAUCAUAUUUGGAUGAACUCUCAUUAUUGCAAGACCAAAUAACUCCAUUUUCUACCGAAGUUGCUUUUGAUACUAUAGAAAAAGAACUGGGUUUACCAAUAGAUGAGCUUUUCUCUGAGAUUUCACCAGAGCCAGUUGCAGCAGCAUCCCUUGGACAGGUAUAUCAAGCUAGGCUUCGUCAUAGUGGACAGGUUGUUGCUGUCAAAGUGCAGAGGCCUGGUGUUCAAGCUGCAAUUUCCUUAGACAUAUUAAUCUUGCGCAUUCUAGCAGGGGUGGUUAAGAAAGCUGGUAAAUUUAAUACUGAUCUUCAGGCAGUUGUUGACGAGUGGGCAUCGAGUCUUUUUCGGGAGAUGGACUAUAGGAAAGAAGCGAAUAAUGGACUCAAGUUUAGACGUCUAUAUGGUGGUAUAAAAGAUGUUUUUGUUCCAAACAUGUAUAUGGAGCACACAACUCGUAGGGUCCUUGUUAUGGAAUGGGUGGAGGGGCAAAAGUUGUCAGAAGUGGAGGAUCUUUACUUGGUUGAGGUAGGAGUUUACUGCUCAUUCAAUCAACUUUUGGAGAAUGGGUUCUAUCAUGCUGAUCCACACCCAGGAAACCUUUUUCGUACAUAUGAUGGGAAACUCGCUUAUAUAGAUUUUGGUAUGAUGGGUGAAUUUAAACAAGAAUUCAGAGAUGGAUUUAUUGAAGCUUGUCUCCAUCUUGUAAACCGUGACUUUGAUGCACUGUCCAAAGACUUUGUCACUCUUGGGCUUCUUCCACCAACUGUGGAAAAGGAGGCCGUCACAAAAGCUUUAACAGGUGUCUUCCAAGAUGCAGUCGCCAAAGGAGUCCAGAAUAUAAGUUUCGGUGACCUUUUAGGAAAUUUGGGAACUACCAUGUACAAGUUCAAAUUUCGUAUACCUUCAUAUUUUUCUCUUGUCAUUCGUAGUCUUGCUGUAUUGGAGGGAAUUGCAAUAAGUUCUGACCCAAAUUACAAAGUUUUGGGUAGUACAUAUCCAUGGAUUGCUAAAAAAGUAUUGAGUGACAGCUCACCUCAACUGAAGUCUUCUUUGCAAGCUCUUCUUUAUAAGGAUGGUGUUUUCAGAAUUGAUCGUCUGGAAUCACUAUUGACAGAGUCCCUUCGUGCUCGAACUGAGAGGGCCUUGGUUAAGAAGCAAAGAGAAGAAGCAAAUUCCAGGGUGGUUUUUAAGGAAAUCCUUUCUUUCACAUUAACUGAAAAGGGCACCUUUGUGAGGGAAAUAAUUAUUGAAGAACUUGCUAAGGGUUUGGAUGCACUUGGCUUAGCAACUCUUGAUUCAUUGACUUCUGUGGCUACAACAAGCAUACCCUUUACUGCUUCCUCCUCGUUCUCUUUGAUGACCAAGGAAGACAUGAUGAACUUGAGAACAUUGCGCCGCCUCAUGUUUUUGUUGUCAGGUUUUGAAAGUGAUGAAAAACCCUUUAAGGAAGUUAAUCGAGUUAUGAGCCCAAACAAUAAUCAAAGGGCAUACAUAGAGGAAGAAGCAUCACUGUUUUCCUAUCAGCCUGCAUCAGUUUCAGAAAUUCUGACUGUUCUUUCUAUUAUUCCUGAGCUGCCGCCAGAAUUGCAGCAGCGGUUGCUUCGCUUACCAGCUGAUCUGGCUGGAAGGUUGAUUUCCCGUGCUUCUGCCAGGACUAUCCAGAGGAUCUUUUUAUGAUGUCAAGUCGCAAUUCCAUAACAAGCACAAAGGAUCUUUAAACUUGAAAGUUGAGGCUGAUUACUGGGAAAAAGGUGCAGCUGGGCAUCAUAGGAGAAGAUUACAAGUCUCAAGGUUGUCAUGUAAGAUACCAAUAUCCAGGUACAUAUAAAAUAGUGAAAAAUUUUGCAAAAAAAUCACCAGCAUUCCUACUGCAAUUAGCCCUUGUUUUGAUUUUUCUAAGUUAAUAAUAUAUUACUACUUUUUAUUCCAACAAUGGCUGUAUGGUAAGUGCCCAAUCCAAAUGAGUAUCAAGUGUCCUUACAACUUAAUGGCGUUUUCUCUUUUGCCACUUUUUGUUCAUAAAUGACACUUAUUUCUUAUA
Messenger RNA from Theobroma cacao (cacao), 2625 nucleotides. RefSeq names its product Protein kinase superfamily protein. The record is from RefSeq and is a predicted model, not a curated record. Lineage: Eukaryota; Viridiplantae; Streptophyta; Magnoliopsida; Malvales; Malvaceae. Gene Ontology annotation, biological process: protein phosphorylation. Gene Ontology annotation, molecular function: protein kinase activity; ATP binding.